AUGCUAGAAAUCUUUCACUCCUCCAGUUCCUCCCUCUCUUCCCCCUACCGUACAUCGGGAACUCCUUCCUCAGGUCACCACAUUGAUUUGCUAACAUGGCAGAUGGUUCACAGAAUCCGUCUAUAUGUCAACGGAGGUCUGCAAAGCCAUUUCUUGCCAUCAUACCAAGGAACUGGGCUGGGAACUGUAUCACCGUUAUCUUCUUUUAUGAUUCCUGCUCCAAUUGAAAAGGACAAAGGCUUUUCAGGUUUUAUGGUGGAUUUCCUCAUGGGAGGGGUUUCUGCUGCCGUCUCCAAGACGGCUGCUGCUCCAAUAGAGAGAGUUAAGCUCUUGAUUCAGAAUCAGGAUGAAAUGAUCAAAGCCGGACGGUUGUCUGAACCAUACAAAGGGAUUGGUGACUGCUUUGCCCGAACUAUGAAGGAUGAAGGAAUAAUUGCUCUCUGGAGAGGUAACACUGCAAACGUUAUCAGAUACUUCCCCACCCAGGCCUUAAACUUUGCUUUCAAAGACUACUUUAAGAGGCUUUUUAACUUCAAGAAAGAUAGGGAUGGCUACUGGAAGUGGUUUGCAGGAAACUUGGCAUCGGGUGGUGCUGCUGGUGCCUCGUCUCUUCUGUUUGUAUAUUCUCUUGAUUACGCUAGAACACGGUUGGCAAAUGAUGCUAAGGCUGCCAAAAAGGGUGGUGAAAGGCAGUUUAACGGUUUGAUUGAUGUUUACAAGAAAACACUCAAAUCUGAUGGUAUGGCUGGGCUUUACCGUGGAUUUAAUAUCUCAUGUGUUGGAAUCAUUGUCUACCGUGGGCUCUACUUUGGAAUGUAUGAUUCGUUGAAACCUGUAGUUCUGGUUGGUUCAUUGCAGGAUAAUUUCUUCGCUAGUUUCUUACUGGGAUGGGGUAUCACAAUUGGUGCCGGGCUGGCCUCUUACCCAAUUGACACGGUGCGUAGAAGAAUGAUGAUGACCUCAGGAGAGUCUGUCAAAUAUAAGAGCUCCAUGGAUGCAUUUUCACAGAUCGUCAAGAACGAAGGGGCCAAAUCACUCUUCAAGGGAGCUGGAGCCAACAUUCUGCGUGCUGUUGCGGGGGCUGGUGUACUUGCUGGUUACGACAAAUUACAGGUUGUCGUUUUUGGCAAGAAAUACGGCUCUGGCGGUGGUGGUUAA
Molecule: messenger RNA, 1158 nt
Organism: Fraxinus pennsylvanica
Lineage: Eukaryota; Viridiplantae; Streptophyta; Magnoliopsida; Lamiales; Oleaceae
Source: the annotation of a GenBank genome assembly